AUGCACCUGCCAGUGCGCGGCUUCUCGGACGAGAUCGUGCGGACGGUGAAGGAGUCGCGCGUGUCCGUCCUGAUCGGCGAGACGGGUUCUGGGAAGACCACGCAGCUGUCGCAGAUCCUGCUGGACGCCGGGCUCGUGGCCGACGGGACGAUGGUCGCGGUGACGCAGCCGCGGCGCGUCGCGGCCGUCACCGUGGCGCGGCGCGUCGCGGAGGAGCGCGGCACCCACGUCGGCGGCGAGGUGGGGUACGCGGUACGGUUCGAGGACCGCACGAGCGGGGCGACGCGGAUCAAGUACCUGACGGACGGGACGCUGAUGCGCGAGGUCAUGCUGGACCCGGAGCUGUCGCGCUACUCGGUCGUCGUGCUCGACGAGGCCCACGAGCGCUCCCUGAACACCGACAUCCUCUUCGGGGUAUGA
This is a messenger RNA of Pedinophyceae sp. YPF-701, 420 nucleotides long. NCBI's taxonomy places the organism in Eukaryota, Viridiplantae, Chlorophyta, Pedinophyceae. The record is from the annotation of a GenBank genome assembly.